Penicillium angulare is the source of this 1290-nucleotide messenger RNA. RefSeq lists its product as uncharacterized. Bases 1 to 1290 code for a protein of 429 amino acids. Lineage: Eukaryota; Fungi; Ascomycota; Eurotiomycetes; Eurotiales; Aspergillaceae. The record is from RefSeq and is a predicted model, not a curated record. Gene Ontology annotation, molecular function: protein binding; 6-phosphogluconolactonase activity. The transcript is spliced from 2 exons.
AUGCGUCUCCAAACAAGCACCACCUUCUUAUCAACCCUGCUCUUCUCAACAAGCACAUUAUCAGCGCGAACAAAUCUCAACAUUCAGCCUGAAGCUAAGCAUUUAGAAAAUGCCAAUGCCGAAUCGUCACAUCUCUGGGUAACGCAUUACAAUGGAAAUGUCUAUACACUGUCGUUCGAUGGGGAUAAGCUAUCCAUAUCCGAUACACAGAAGACAUGCGGUGGUAUGCCAAGCUGGUUAACCUAUGACUCGCAGAGUAAAAUUGUUUACUGCUCUGAUGAGAAUGGGACAGCGGACGCGAGUACGCACGGUACACUGAGCGCGUAUUCUGUUGGUGCCGGCGCAAAGUUGAAGGAGAUCGCAAAGACCAACACCAUCGGUGGAGGUGUGAACAGUGUUAUUUACGAGGGUGAAGGAGAUGAUAAGUAUAUUGCUAUUGCGCAUUACGAAGGAUCAGCCGUAUCAACCUACGCCCUCCCUCUCAAAUCCAACAGCCACGCCAAACAGAAACUCCACUUCACUAUGUCCCACAAAGGUGCAACAUCCCAACAAGACGCACCUCAUCCCCAUGAAGUCUUCCUAGACCCAACAGGCUCCUUCCUCAUUUCCCCCGAUCUAGGCGCAGACCUACUCCGAAUCUACAACAUAAACCCACACACAGGCCAUCUCAAGACAUGUCCACCCCUAAACGUAACAUUUGGCUCUGGUCCCCGCCACGGUCUCUUCUGGACAGACGGCACAGACAACAAUAACAGCACAAACGGCGCUGGUGCACCAAGCCACGAGCGCCAAGUUGCUGCCGUGGGCAAGACAGUGAUGUACCUUGUUAAUGAGAUUGGGGGGACGAUGAACUCUUUCGAUGUUUCUUAUGCGCGAUCGGGAUGUUUAGAUCUUCAGGUGAAGCAGACGCUUGUUCCUUAUACCGGGGAUAUGCCUGAGGGUGCGACGCCGGCUGAGAUCAGGAUGAUUGGGGAUAAGUUUUAUGUUUCGGUGAGGAGUGAUGGGGGCUUUGAUGGGAAUGAUUCGAUUGUUGAGUUGAAGAGGGGUAAGAAUGAGAAGGUUAGUGUUUUGGGGAAGACUGAUGCGUGGGGUGUUGUUCCUAGAACUAUGGUUAUUAAUCGUCGGGGUGAUCUUGUGGCGAUUGGGAAUCAGGCUUCUUCGAAUGUUGCUAUUGUUAGACGGGAUCGGGAGACGGGGGAUCUGGGUGAGAAGGUUGCCGUUUUGGAUGUUGGGGAUUCUGGGGAGCCUGGGACUGCGACUGGGUUGAGUAGUGUUAUUUGGGCUGAGUAG